Molecule: messenger RNA, 3549 nt
Organism: Pan troglodytes (chimpanzee)
Lineage: Eukaryota; Metazoa; Chordata; Mammalia; Primates; Hominidae
Gene: ITGB3BP
Product: integrin subunit beta 3 binding protein
Exons: 8
Coding region: 90-944 (284 amino acids)
Biological process (GO): CENP-A containing chromatin assembly; regulation of DNA-templated transcription
Cellular component (GO): nucleoplasm
Source: RefSeq, a predicted model, not a curated record
UGCUCGCGCACACCCGGAUCUUUCGUCGCGGGGAGGAUGUUUCCGCCCGGCCGCGGUGGGCUUGACGCAACGUCCAGCGCGCGCUUUUCAUGCCUUGGCGUUUCCUUUGGCGGAUUUUCUGUUUUCGGAAGUUGCUGGGUUCAUUUUAUUCAGCGGCAGUGGUGCUUUCCCGAAUCUCAGAAUGCCGUAGGUAUCUCCUCCCCAGGUAUUGCUGUUUUGGGGGCCCUCUGCAAGAAGAGAAGACAUUAUGUGGCCCAAUAGCCUUUCUCGUUUUCCUAUUUUUUCGGAGUAUGAGCUUGUCUCCUCUGUCCACAGACAGUUCUCUUCGCUUGGUACCCUCAACUCUACGUCUCCUCCAGAGUGUUAAAAGAUCACUGAAGUUGGAUGGUCUGUUAGAAGAAAAUUCAUUUGAUCCUUCAAAAAUCACAAGGAAGAAAAGUGUUAUAACUUAUUCUCCAACAACUGGAACUUGUCAAAUGAGUCUAUUUGCUUCUCCCACAAGUUCUGAAGAGCAAAAGCACAGAAAUGGACUAUCAAAUGAAAAGAGAAAAAAAUUGAAUCACCCCAGUUUAACUGAAAGCAAAGAAUCUACAACAAAAGACAAUGAUGAAUUCAUGAUGUUGCUAUCAAAAGUUGAGAAAUUGUCAGAAGAAAUCAUGGAGAUAAUGCAAAAUUUAAGUAGUAUACAGGCUUUGGAGGGCAGUAGAGAGCUUGAAAAUCUCAUUGGAAUCUCCUGUGCAUCACAUUUCUUAAAAAGAGAAAUGCAGAAAACCAAAGAACUAAUGACAAAAGUGAAUAAACAAAAACUGUUUGAAAAGAGUACAGGACUUCCUCACAAAGGGGAAACUUUUUUCAUUUCCUUAUGGACAUCUAAAAUACAUCACUUCAUUGUGUGUUUAUGCAUGAUCAGCCUUAAAACUGUUUUCUAUUAUUUUAGGCAUUAAGGCUGACUUGCCCAUUACCAGAUUUUCCCAAAGGACCGAGUUCCUGCAUAGAGGAGACUGUUAUCACUAAACCAUGUUUGUAAAUUUCUAAUAAUCAUUGAUUUAAAUGAAAACUCAGUUUAAAAAAUAUAUAAUACAUAGUAUCUAUAUAAGUAUGUUAUAUACUACUGUGUGUUAUAUUCUAUUCUACGUAGUCAUUGUCCAAUUCUGUUUCUUGGCAGGAGCUACAUUAGCUCUUUAUAUUUCCUGAGGUAUUAAAAACUUCAUUAGCUUUUUAACUAAUUUUGGGAAAUUCAUAUUGCCUAAAAAAUAGAUUAAAGCUUAUUUUUGUUGUAAUUUGAUUUUGAGCUAUAUAGUUUUCCUGAGUGCUUUUCCUACCUCUUUCUCUGGUUCCUAACAUACAUAUUAGUUUUGGGGGUUUUUUGUUUGUUUUGUUUUUUGGUUAAUGAUUAUAUACACACAAACGUGCACACACAUGCAAAUUUUUUGUACUAAGCUAACAACUUUUACCCUUUUCUGCUCAUACAUUCAUUUUAAGAGGAUUUUGCUAAUUCUUUUGACAUCUCAAACUAGUUUGCUUUAUAUGUCCCUCAUUUUGCAAUCUGGCCUUGAAAUUUCCACUUUCUUUUAUUUAUUUAUUUUUAUUAUGCUAUUACACAGAAUUGUUUAAAUUUUAAAAUGUUUUAGGAGUUUGUCAUAAUAUUAGAAAAUAAGUAAAAUAAAAAUCAUCCCUAUAAUAUGUAUAGGAUUUAUUAAGGUAAUUAUGAAAAUUAGAAUAAGCCAAUUACUUGUUUCACUAUCAAAAGAAUGUCCUUCAGAUUCUUCUGGGUUUUUGGUGGGUUUUUUUGUUUGUUUGUUUUUUGGUCUUUCAGAUUCUUAAAAAAUUUUCCUGGAAUAGUUAAAAUAGACAAUACCAUGAGAAUUUCAAUAUUUAUGCUAUCAUUGCCUCUUCUAAUUGGUCUUUUAGUUCUAGUAAUAUUUAUUUUUUCAUUUCAGUGGGAAUUUCAGUUAACGUCAGUUACAGUCUUUAUUACAGGAAGAGUAGAAUUAUAAAAAUAACACUCUAGUGUUUUAAAUAAAUAGACAUCUGACACACAUUCUUAAGGCUUUAUAUAACUUAUUCAAGAGAAAUUUAAAACAUACACAAUAAAAUUAAAAGGCACACUGAGAUUUUCAUAGUGUCAUAAGAACUGGACCUGGUAAAUCAGGGGAUGCCUUGAUGAGAGUAUAUGAAUAAAAGAGGAUCUCCUCUGCUAAACACAGAUUUCUUAAACAAAGGAAGGCUUCUUUCUUUCUUCAGUUACUUAGGAAAUAAGCCUAAUUUUGCUGUCUUCAAUAACACUGGCUUUAUGACUAUUAGGAAAAUAAUGAAAUGAAAGGUUCUUUUUCUGUAAGAUUUGGAUGUGAAUUUUCAUAAUUAUUUUAAAUUUGUUAUGCUGAAGACUUAAGACAUAUGACCAUUCAGUGGGCUGAUACAGAUGAAAUGUCACAUUAUCAUCACAUGGUGAGGCAUGAAAUUUAUUUACUUUACAUAAUCAACCUCUACUUAAAACAACUUGUUACAGAUAUUCCUUAGUCAAUAGAUGGCAUUAUAUAGUAGUUAAUAUUUUCAGUUUUUUCUGAAGAUAAUUAAAAAUACCAUCAUUGUUAGUCUAUGACUAGUACUUCCAAUAAACAAAAUGUUUUUGAAAAGAAUGUAAGCAAAUUGUAGAGCAGUUGCCAAGAUAUGAAAUCUAGACACUUAGCUUCAGUCCAAAACAUAUUUUAUCUGUUUUGAGAAUAAUUGUGUAGGUUGCAGUAUGCAUAUUUUAAAUGAAAUGGAACCAUCUGAACUUUACAUUGUUCAGUGUUUCAGCUGUUUGUAAUAGAAAGUAUUUCAGAAUUUCCAACUUUGGUCUGUUUUAAAAAGCAUAAACUACAAUGUUCCUGUAUUCUUUAGUUAACUUUCUGUAUUCUUACAUAGUAAAAUUCAUCUUGGUUAUAGAUUUUAAAGUUAUCAGAUUCUUAGACAACAGGACAAAUUUAAAACUCUUUCUGUUCUAACACUAUAAAAUAGUUUGAUAUUGCCUCUUCAUUCUAACCACCCACUGAAGUAUUUUUUAAACAUAAAAAUAUGUUGUUCUUUCCCCAACUCAGGCUUGAAAAAGUAUUCAUCAUAUCAGCUGAAUAAUUUCACUCCCAGAAGACUACUACCCUUUUAGUUUUCUAUUUUAUCUUAACAUUAAACAAUAUAUUUUUUUCAAACAGAUACUUCAAUUUUAAAAGCACUGAGGUUUGAAGUUUAGACAUGACGACUUUUAGGAGAAACAACAGAAAUUCCCCCUAUGCUUUAACAUUCUGGGUUUAUCUGGAGAUAAAAAAUGAAGCCAUUAAUUUUGAUAGCACAAAUAUACAUUAAUGUACAACUAUAGUCCUCAGCUCUUUAUAAUGAUUCAGCUAUCAUGUAUGCCAUAUGUGAAUCAUAACCUUUCCUAUUAAUAAUGUUAAUGCUCUUGUUUUACACGAUUCGUCAUUGUUUUGGGGUAUGCAUUUCAGCUGCUAAAAAUGCUUACUUGAGAUUUGUCUAGGAUUUAAGUAAAAAUAAACUGAUUUAUUACUUUUCAAA